This is a messenger RNA of Stomoxys calcitrans (stable fly), 1663 nucleotides long. RefSeq lists its product as uncharacterized. The annotation marks the transcript as partial. The record is from RefSeq and is a predicted model, not a curated record. The transcript has a single exon. NCBI's taxonomy places the organism in Eukaryota, Metazoa, Arthropoda, Insecta, Diptera, Muscidae.
CGAGACGCCCCUUUGGUGGGUUCUAGCAGUUAUCAUGGGCCAUCUUACAAGUAUUUGCCUCCACCUCCACAAAUAGCUAGUGGCUACGAUUCUUAUUCUACUGGAGGUCAUCACUCCUUGGGAUUAGGCUCAGGUUCAACUUUUGGAUCUUCCGGUUUGGGCUACACCUACUCAGGUCAUCGUCAGGGUGCUCAUCAUGGUUCCCAUUAUGCUGGAGGUGUGGGUAGUGUUAAGCUCUCUGGCGGAGGCCAUGGUUAUAGUGGUGCUUCGUCCUUCCCUUCACAUGGCUUUGCAGGAGGACAUGGACAUGGUUAUUCUGGCUCUAGCUCGGCAUCACAUGGCUACAGUGGAGCUUCUUAUCCCUCUCACAGCCAUAGCGGAGGUUAUUCUUAUAGCGGUAGCAGUGGUGCAGGUUCACAUGGCUACAGUGGUGCCUCACACAGCUUUGGAGGAGGUCAUUCGGUAGGCAGCUCCGCAGGACACGGUUAUAGUGGUGGUGCAGGACACAGCCAUUCUCAUGGUUAUCCCACUUCAAGUUUAGGUCAUAAAACGGUUUCCUCGGCAGGACACGGUUAUGCCCUCAGUGCUGGUCAUAUUGGCUCGGGAGCUGGCUUGGGCAGUGGUUAUCAUUAUGCCAAAGGAAUAAGUGGAUCUUUGCCAGCUACUUCUUCAUUGGGUCAUGGAUAUUCUGGUCAUGGACAUUCCUCUCAUGACUUUUCAGGACAUGGCAUAGCUGCAGCUGUUGGUGCUGCUUCGGCAUCUUCGCAUGAUGAUCAUCAUCACCAUGUACACAAUGGCAAUCAAGAACAUCAAUUUGUGGUUGCCAACGCAGGACAUGACGCAGGAUUUGAUGGUCACUCUGGAGCCAGUGACUCUGGCUAUCACUUUGAGGCUCCCUCCCACACCUAUUUACCACCUCCAGUUCCCUCCAGCAGCUAUGGUGUUCCUUUGGGAACAAUAGGCUCCAGUUAUUCCCCCAAAUAUCAUGAUACGCCCGCCUAUGCCGCAGGACACAAGGGUUUGGGCCACUUCGGUUUUACCAACAAUAAACCCAAUGCUUUGCAUACCUCUUUCAUUGAUUCGGGUUUUAAGACACCAGCCUAUAGCAAAGUGCCUUUCAAGCCUUCCACCUUUUUGGGAUCGAAAUUUGAGGGAUCCUCUGCACAAGCCCCUAGCCAACAAUAUCUACCCCCUUCGGGAGUGGGAGCCGAAUCUACCGGUUAUGAUUAUCCAGUGCCCACAGGACCUGCCCUACAAUUCGGUGAUCAUUCCUUCCAAGGCCAGGCUCUGGAAGGUUCCACCAGCAGUCAUCAACCUGAAAGCACUUAUUUGCCACCCCAUGAGGUCGCAGCAACACCAAGUGCUAGUUAUUUGCCACCCACUGGCAAUUCAUAUGGCCAUUAGAUAUUGCUUUUCAUUUCCGAAUGAAAAAUAUAUUUAAUUACUAGCCCACAAUUCAUUGUUAUCCCUUGUCGCCCCUCCCACGAUAUCAUCCACCCCUCAAAUCUACAAAAAGAGACAACUCAUAUUAAUAAGUGCUGCAUUUAAUUUAUUUUAUGUAAACCAUCACAUACGUAUGUAUGUGUGUUUGUACUUUGUAACAUCAUGCAAAACUGUAUUAUAGUUUAAGUGAAUAAAAUUGUAAAUAACAACAACAAAUAAA